This is a messenger RNA of Anguilla rostrata (American eel), 3304 nucleotides long. RefSeq names its product short chain dehydrogenase/reductase family 42E, member 2 (gene sdr42e2). Gene Ontology annotation, biological process: steroid biosynthetic process. Gene Ontology annotation, molecular function: 3-beta-hydroxy-Delta5-steroid dehydrogenase (NAD+) activity. The record is from RefSeq and is a predicted model, not a curated record. Lineage: Eukaryota; Metazoa; Chordata; Actinopteri; Anguilliformes; Anguillidae. Bases 212 to 1621 code for a protein of 469 amino acids. The transcript has 12 exons.
CCUUUCUAUUAACUGUCGUAGGCCAAUAUUUACAUUGUCCCGACGAUGCGUAAUUGGACAGCUAUGCCUCGUAAUGCGGACAGACUUUACUUUCUCUACCGGGAGAGAUUAACCAGAAGCUUUGAAUGUGUUUUGACACGGUGCCCAGAGACCUAUAAUCCGCGUUUCGACCUAAGGAAAUUCAGAAAGCUUCCUAACGAGCCUAAGCUGUAUGGAACUGUGCAGCAUGAAGGAUGGCGGAUCCUCCUGUCAGGUGGAGCAGCUGGCCAAUGCGUGCGUGUCAGAGCGCAACCAGAGUUCCUGCCGGAUUCAGGCCAAAGGCCUCCGGCCUUGGUCGGGCAACAGCACUACGACGACCAAUACCGCCAGGCACAGAGCCAACGGAACCGCGAAUAACCAUUGUAAGAGCGUGGAAUUCGCACCCAGUCGACUGGAGAACGUGGAAUUCACGGGGAAAGUGCUGGUUACUGGGGGUUCCGGAUACUUUGGCUACAGGUUGGGUCGUGCUCUGGCCAGCCGAGGGCUCUCUGUUAUUCUGCUGGACCUGGUCAAACCGCGUAGGGGCACUCCCGACGGCGCAGUGUUUCAUCAGGGUGACAUUCGGGAUUAUGAGUCCCUGUACAAGGUGUGUGAGGGGGUGGAUUGCGUCUUCCACACUGCUUCCUAUGGGAUGUCCGGCCCAGAGCAGCUGAAGAGAGAGCUGGUGGAAUCUAUCAAUGUUGGUGGGACAAGUAACGUCAUUAAGGCAUGUUUGGAGCAGGAAGUCCCUAGCCUGGUGCACACCAGCACCGUUAACGUUGUGUUCGCUGGCCGACCCAUUGAGGAUGGGGAUGAGGAAACUGUGCCCUGCGUGCCUCUAGAUAUGCACAUAGACCACUACUCUCGGACCAAGGCCAUCGCGGAGCACAUGGUGCUCAAGGCUAACGGUCACACUCUGAAAGGGGGCGGCCGCCUUCAAACCUGCAUCCUGCGUCCUUCAGGCAUCUACGGGCCCGAGGAGAGGCGACACCUCCACAGAGUAAUGGUGAAUGUGGAGAGGAGAUUGUUUAGUUUCAGCUUUGGUAACCAUGAUGCCAAGCUGAACUGGGUCCAUGUGGAUAACCUGGUGAUGGCACAUAUCUUGGCUGCUGAUGGUCUGACCGUGAGGAAGGACCGUGUGGCGAGUGGACAGGUCUACUUCAUUAAUGAUGGAGAGGCUGUAAACCUGUUUGAAUGGCUGACUCCACUGUUUGAGAAGCUGGGCUAUAGUCGUCCCUUGAUACACCUCCCUUUCUCCCUUGUCUACUCUGCAGCCGUUCUGAUGGAGAGUUUGCAUGUUGCCCUGGGACCGGUAGUGGAGAUUCCACUGCUGUUCACCAGGAAUGAGGUGCGAAACAUUGCGGUGAGCCACACUUUUAAGAUUGAGAAAGCACGCCAGGACCUGGGCUUCGCACCACUGAAGUACGACCUGGCCGACUCAGUGGACCAGUACUUGAAGACCCGCCUCCUGCAGCCCUGCCCGCUGUGGUCUCGCCCUCAGUCUCUGGCCCUGCCCUGGGUCCUAGUCCUGCUGGUGCUGCUGGUCAGCCUGGCUGCACUACUCUGCUACUCCUGUUUACUGAGUGCACACACACUACACUAACACUAAGGCACUACACAGACAUGAAACACACUACACUAACACUAAGACACUACAUGAACACUAAACACUCUACACUAACACUAAACGCACUAUACUAACACUAAACACUCUACACUAACACAAAACACACUACACUAACACAAAACACACUACACUUAUACACACACAUACUGCACUUAGUCACUCACACACACACACACACAUACACACGCACUCACACAGUGCUUGCACACUCACGUACAACACGAACACUCACAUGCUAGGUCACACAUACACUACUCACACACUCAGACUACACUAGUAAACUGACAAAUAUACAUGCACACUCAGACUACCCUAAAAGAAAAACAACUAUUUUCGUAUUUGUCGUAAUGUUGUGACAACCAAAGAAAAAUGUGUCACAUUACAGCAGUGUUCCAGUGUGUUAUUUCACACUGUAGCAGUAUUGCAGUUUUAAAUAUGAGCAAGUUGGAGCAAGCUGAACUUUGAUUUUAAAGUUAUUUAUCCUCGGAUGUGAUGCAAGCAUUAGCCUGUCUGACUGGGAAGAGAGAGGUUCUUUGCUGGAACCAAGGAAUCUGCUCAUAAUUUCUAUAUAAUUUAUUGCAUCCUCUAAAGUAAUUUAUUAGUUUAUACCACUAAAUCAAAAUGCUCCUGUCGGAGCUUUACUUACAUAUAGUUAUCAUCAGUGUGUGUUUAUAUGUAUAUGCCUGUGUAUUUGUGUGAACAUACUCCUCAUAAACAUUUUGAAAGUUUUUAGCACAUUUUUAACCAACUACAUACUGUCUCUCAGGUUGUUUAUAAAUCCCCAUUUUCAAACUAAGUAUUAGACUUCCCUCACAUAAACAGGUCUGCAUUUAAAAACAGAGAAAUGACAGUGAAGAUCACCCUUGGAAACACUAAUCUGCUGAGGGCAAAAGUGACCUUAAAAUGCUCUUAAGAUUUGGAGGAAAUUAAGUAGCUUGAUUAAAAAAUGGUUUAAACAAAUUAAUACAAACAAUGCCAAUGGCAACUGCUUUAAAAUAGUAGAAUAAACAUACUGGUACAUUACUGUAUGCUAAAACAAUACCAAAUAUAAAAUUGUGAUCUUAGGUGGUAUAUUUUAUUGUUGGAAAGUUUUUAAUGUGCAAGUCAGAAGAUUUUAUGAUUGGAUCCUUUUGUGAUCAAAUGUAGUUAUACGAAUUUGCAAAGAGUCAGUUCACAUACACACACGUACACACACAAUUUUAAUGUUUUAAAGAGCAUUAUACAUUCUAAUAUUUUUUAAUGCCGGGUUGGGCUACUGUAAUAUAUUUUACACCACUGUAAUGUAAUCAACCCAAUGAUUGUAUUUUGCAAAUUAUAUUGUAAAUUACAAGUUCAAUAAACUGUAACUCCAGAAUGUCAGAAUGUGCAAAGACAGUAUUAUGAGAAAUGUAUUGAAGCAGAUUCGACGCUUUCACAUUUAGGACAGUUAAACAAUGUAAAAUAAGUGAAAAGUAAUGGGGCGGCUUAUACAUUUUAAGGGGAGGUUGUCGAGAACGAGAACCGGAGUUUAAGAAGUUUGAGUAAUUACCAGCGCUAUGUGGCUGUAAAGCGAUUUUUAGAGGAACAAGUUUCAUAAAUAAGCACGACCAUAAGAUGUCGCUAUUACACAUUUUCACCAUUGAUCGAGAAAUUGUGUACAGCGCGGUAUUUUAUUUAACA